This is a messenger RNA of Staurois parvus, 475 nucleotides long. Lineage: Eukaryota; Metazoa; Chordata; Amphibia; Anura; Ranidae. The record is from the annotation of a GenBank genome assembly.
AUGGGCCCCUGUACCGCCUCCCCAUGCUGCUGCCAGGCCCGUAAUCUGCCAUGGGCCCCCGUACCGACUCCUCAUGCUGCUGCCAGGCCCGUAAUCUGUCAUGGGCCCCUGUACCGCCUCCUCAUGCUGCUGCCAGGUCCAGAGUGUGUCAUGGGUCCCUGUACGGCCUCCCAUUGCUGCUGUCUCUAUCGCCACACUCUGCCAUGUGCCACUUUCAGGUCUCCUCACACUGCUGGUGGUUUCCAUUUUUGUCAUAGGGUGCUGUAUGGUCUCCCAUUGCUGCUGCCUCCACCGCCACACUGUGGCUCCACACUCUGGUUUUGGCCCCGUGACUGCCCAAAUGAGUGAAGUGUGCGGUGAUUCUAAGAUCGACGGCACUCAUCUGCAUGUCAUACUGACUGACAGUAUUAUUUCUCUUCCCCAGCAGACUCCAAGGGCAUUUAAAUUAAAGGUACAGUGUUCUGCACUAAUAUUA